AUGACCGUCUUCGAGGUUACCACGCACAAUAACCGGCCGCUCCAUGUCAUCUUUGCGGGAACGCUGGGCCUUCUGUUUUCCGACAUGUGGUAUGCCACCGUCGCAACGGUCAAGCUCGGUUGGAUGGUGAAGCAGGCGUUCUAUAUGUUUCCGACCGUGCUCCUGCUGCUGGCCUUCUGUAUUGUCUUCGAGUCACCCCGCUGGCUGGUCGCAAAGGCUCGCUUCAAUGCGGCGGAGGCAGUUAUGAUGAGUGCGGCCGCGAUCAACCACUUCCCCAUUCAUUACACGGCGUUGACACUGGACAAGCUCAAGACGGCGAUGGUCAGGAACGCCGUGCGCCUGCCUUCCAUCGACCAGGACAUGCUCAGUGGGUACUCCAUGCGGCGGCGCGCGCUCAUUUUGAGCCUUUCGUAUUUCUCCAUCACCUUCUCCGCGUUCAUCCCGUCGUUCGCUACUGAGAAUCAAAAUGAGCCCUGGUACACUCUGGGUUCGUUCUCCCUGAACCUGUUAGGCUACGCGAUAAUGGACCUGCUAAUCACUAGGCUGAGCAUACUGACUGUAAUGAAUGUGUGGUUUGCGGUGCUCGGCGUGCUUCAAUGCCUACUGAGUCUAACCGUCGGCGCGGGUGCCGGUGUUCUUAGCCAGGCCUUGAUCAUGGUGGCCAAGGCGCUCUUCUACUCCGGCUCUGUUCUUUGCUUCGUCUACACCCUCGAGCUUUUCCCUACAGCCAUCCGCGGCACGGUGGUGUGCUGGGUUUUCGCCUGUGGACGUCUAGGCGCCGUGUCUGCCACGGUAGUGCUGGAGUUCCAGAGGUUCGGGCGGUCUGACCUAGGGCACGCGGUGGCCGGCACUCUUCUUAUGGCAUCGGUGUUCGCCCAGGGUGGCCUACCGCACGCUACCGCAGUAGAAUGCACCAAGAUGGAAUACCGGCGCGCUUCGGCUGUGAGCAAACGCAGCAUGGAAUAUAUGAAGAAGACGCUUGACUCAAGGCUGCCAGACACGCCCAGAAGCAGGAAUAGUGCCGACAGCUCCAGGUAUAGCACUUCCUCUCGCAGUCAUCGACGUUCGCGUCACUAG
Dermacentor silvarum is the source of this 1077-nucleotide messenger RNA. Its product is annotated as solute carrier family 22 member 5. NCBI's taxonomy places the organism in Eukaryota, Metazoa, Arthropoda, Arachnida, Ixodida, Ixodidae. Gene Ontology annotation, molecular function: transmembrane transporter activity. The record is from RefSeq and is a predicted model, not a curated record. The transcript has a single exon. Bases 1 to 1077 code for a protein of 358 amino acids. Gene Ontology annotation, cellular component: membrane. Gene Ontology annotation, biological process: transmembrane transport.